CUGAACCCGUUCAGUGUGUGGCAGUUAGACAAGCAGAGGAGGUCGCUAUGUGGGAGAUUCUUAAAUCCGUGACUGCGGAUGCAGACUUGGCGCUGCUUUAUUGCAUCCAGAUGAUUUGAGCCGUUCGCGCAGGACUCAUUUUGAUUUGUUGCACCGUGUCUAUGUGUGGAUCUCAGCCCGGCUGUGUUUUCAAAGAUGCAUCAGACAGUAUCUGCGCAGAGAUGCCCCCGCUGAACAUGAGCAAACAGGGCGUCUGUUACAAUGAAGAAGACGGCGGCGGCUCCUUCCUGUGUUGUUGCGGAUCGUUGCAGCGCUCGGUAUGGACAACCUAAACGUCUCCAUCAUCAUCAUCACCACCAUCCACCACCGCUCCAAUGAGGAACAUUGCGCAGUGCAGUGAAUCGGGUUUUUGGAAAAUAUAUUACCUAAUCAACUGGAAAAUAAAUUCCCAGCAUACACAUUACAGAGCGCGCCUUGGUGCAUUACUGUCGAUGUAAAGAGCUCUGCCCAGUGGUGGGAGCCACUCUCUCCAGGGGUUACAGAUGAGAAGCAAACAAUACCAUCAACCACUGAAGUUGACAGCGCCUUGGGAGAAGGAUGCUGGCUUUGGGAGAAAGCUCAAAACCUACAGGAAUCAUACCAAGAUAAUAGCACAGCCUGGGAUCGUGAUGAAAGUGCUGCGCAGGAAGAGGAUUGUGUUAUUCAUGGCCUAUUUCCUGCUGCUGGUGCUCACCAUGCUCAAUUUGGCCAAUUAUAAAUGGACCAAGGAGCCUCAGCAGUGCAACCAUCAGAUGAGGAGCACCACCUAUCAGAGCAGAUCGGACAUUCGCUUUCUCUACAGGCCCUCCCUGGCUAAGAAGAGACAGCUCAUCUACGUCCUGACCACCUGGAGGUCGGGGUCCUCCUUCUUCGGUGAGCUUUUCAACCAAAAUCCAGAAGUGUUCUUCUUGUAUGAGCCUAUGUGGCACAUCUGGCAGAAGCUGUACCCUGGUGAUGCGGUGUCUCUGCAGGGGGCGGCCAGAGACAUGUUGAGCUCCUUGUAUCGCUGCGAUCUGUCUGUUUUCCAACUUUACAACAGCCCCGGAGGCAAAAACUUUACCUCCCUAGGGCUGUUUGGUGCCACGCUGAACAAGGUUGUGUGCUCCUACCCCCUGUGCUCAGCCUACAGGAAGGAGGUGGUGGGGAUGGUGGAUGAUAAGGUGUGCAAAAAGUGUCCCCCACAGAGCCUUAGACUGUUGGAGGAUGAGUGCCUAAAGUACAACACUAUAGUCAUUAAAGGGGUGCGCAUUUUGGAUGUAAACGUUCUCGCCCCUCUGAUGGAGGACCCAUCCUUGGAUCUGAAAGUGAUCCAUUUGGUUAGAGACCCUCGGGCAGUGGCAAACUCAAGGAUCAAAUCCAGACACGGCCUGAUUAGGGAGAACUUACAGGUGGUCCGCAGCAGGGACCCUAAACUGCGCCGGAUACCUUUCGUAGAUCCCGGCCACAAGGUCAACAAGAAGGACGGCUCCGACUACCAUUCCAUCGGAGCCAUGGAGGUGAUCUGCGACCGCACCUCCAGGACUCUGAGGACUGCCUUGAACCCUCCAGGUUGGCUGAAGGGGAAGUACAUGGCCGUGCGGUACGAGGACCUGGUGGAGAACCCCGUCAAGACCCUGAGGAGCGUUUACCGCUUCGCCAACCUCACCACCAACCAUGACAUUGAGUCGUUUGCGCUGAACAUGACCAGCGGCUCCAGCUCCUCCUCCAAGCCCUUCAUCGUCUCCUCCCGGAACGCCACGCAGGCAGCCAGCGCUUGGAGGAUGGUGCUCAGCAUCCAGCAGAUCAAGCAGGUGGAAGACUACUGCCACCACUCCAUGUCCGUCCUGGGGUACGAGAGGGUGAGAACAGCCGGGGAGGCCAAGGAUUUGAGCAAAUCGCUGCUGACGCGCUCCAAACUGUGAAGAAAAAAAAAACAAAACAAAAGCAUCCUCCUCGCCACCAAAGACCUUUUUAAUUUAAUGUUCAUUUUUCCAUGCAGUGCCGUUUCCUCUUAUUGUGGAAUUAAAGCUUUACGUUCAAGUGUUAAAGGAGCUCCGGCUGGCUACAUUUGGAAUGUAUAUCUUGUUUUCGAGCUGCAGUUUGUACACUUCUUUUAUACAGGAACACCGGCUGUGGGACAAUGACUUAAGAUAGGAAACAAAAGGAUAAUUUAUGUAUCUUGGUAUUACUAUGACACUACAAAGUUGAUGUUUUUGAAGUUAUUUUUGAAUGUUUAAAAUCUUAAAAAAAAAUAUAUAUAUAUAUAUAUAUAUAUAUAUAUAAUUUUUCACUCUCCAUACUGUCUGUACAAGUGAAAAGAAAAACUAGUAGAUGAAAGGAAAAAAAAAGUAGUAACAUAUUUUAAAAAUCAUUUUUAUUUUUAAUACCCCGUUAAAGUCAGAGACAAUCAGUGAUUUGGUUUGAUGACGUGCCAUAGUUAGAAGUCUCAUCAGAACAGCAGUAGUACUUUAUACAGUUGUUUUUUUUUUUUUUAUCUGUCAUUUCAUUUUGUGACAACGUCCUUGUAGGAUGUUGACAUGCACUGUGGACUUUUGGUCAUAACUCUGGAGCAGGACAACCUCUCUUUGUGUCAGUGUGAGCAUUCUGUUCUACCAUCUUCAAAUGUUUACAAUUGCUUGCUCUUAUGAAAACACCUGAACUAAAAAAA
Messenger RNA from Poecilia latipinna (sailfin molly), 2686 nucleotides. RefSeq names its product carbohydrate sulfotransferase 2-like. Gene Ontology annotation, molecular function: N-acetylglucosamine 6-O-sulfotransferase activity. The record is from RefSeq and is a predicted model, not a curated record. Gene Ontology annotation, biological process: N-acetylglucosamine metabolic process; sulfur compound metabolic process; carbohydrate metabolic process. The coding region runs from base 543 to 1940 and encodes 465 amino acids. The transcript has a single exon. NCBI's taxonomy places the organism in Eukaryota, Metazoa, Chordata, Actinopteri, Cyprinodontiformes, Poeciliidae. Gene Ontology annotation, cellular component: Golgi membrane.